AUGGAAAGAUCAAAACUGUCGGUACUUUUCAAAGGCAAAAAUAGUCUGGAUCAAGAAGACAGGAACGCAGCGAAUAAGUGUUACGGUUUUUUGGAAAGCUUCUUAGAUGGGAGGGAAUGGGUGGCCGGGGAAAAUCUUAGUAUCGCCGAUUAUAGUUUAUUGGCGUCAAUUUCGACUCUCAAUUUGUUAAUUUCGGUUGAUGAGGAGAUGUUUCCGAGGGUGAUCGCUUGGUUGAAGAAGUGCGAAGAGCUGCCAGAGUGUGAAGACAACAAAAAGGGGCUUCAAGAAAUGUCGCUUUUGGUUCAAACUAAGCUGAAAGUUGUCACAGAGUCUAUGGUCAAUCAUAUCUGA
Messenger RNA from Zophobas morio, 351 nucleotides. Its product is annotated as glutathione S-transferase D7-like. Bases 1 to 351 code for a protein of 116 amino acids. Gene Ontology annotation, molecular function: glutathione transferase activity. The transcript is spliced from 2 exons. Lineage: Eukaryota; Metazoa; Arthropoda; Insecta; Coleoptera; Tenebrionidae. Gene Ontology annotation, biological process: glutathione metabolic process. The record is from RefSeq and is a predicted model, not a curated record.